AUGGAACGAGAUUUUAGGAAUGCUGAUUCUGAAAGAGGAAUGGAUAGAUUUUCUGGUGAUUUGAUUUUUGACACUGAGGUAGAGAAGACCGCACGUAGAACGAGAAAGAAAACCAGACAGCUCAGAGAGGAGCACUCCAGUGCUACAUCUCAGAGACCUGAGUCAGGAGUUGAACCAACAGAUUCAUUUGGUGACACUUCGAGUGAGGAGUCGUAUAAGCAUCUGCAGGAGUUUGAUGUCGUGUGCAACAGUAUGAAGCCCCUGGAUAUUACAGAAGAGCAGAUAAAAAUAAGGGCAUUUCCCUUUUCCUUGAAGGACUCUGCAAAGGACUGGUUAUACUACCUACCACCAGGUAGCAUUACCACGUGGGACCAAUUGAAGAAAAAAGACAGAAGUAUAAUUGAUGCUGCAAGUGGAGGGGCACUGGUGAACAAAACCCCUCAGGAAGCACGGGAGUUAAUAGAGGGGAUGGCAGAGAAUUCACAACAAUUCAGUUCGAGAGAGGACAUCCCAAUACGUAAGGUGAAUGAGGUAGAGACAUCCUCUAUGCAGCAGCAGCUAACUGAGUUGACCUCGUUUGUUAGGCAACUGGCUGUAGGGAAUGCAUCUCAGGCCAGGGUGUGCGGGAUUUGCACUGGUAUGGGUCACUCUGCAGACAUGUGCCCAAUGCUUCAGGAAGAAACUGCAGAACAGGAUAUAAGGAAUCAGAUAAGUCAAAUGGCCACAACAAUCAACCGUUUGGAGUCCCAAGUAAAUGGAAGAUUGCCAUCCCAACCUGAACUGAACCUGAAGAACGUAAGCGCAAUGACUUUAAGGAGCGGGAAGGAAAUUCAGGGGCCUGAACCUAUGAUCCCUAAGGAUAAGGAUGAGGAAAAGAUCGAAAAUGAACUUGAGAGGGAGGACAGCAAUGGUGCAGAUCUAAAGGUACUUCCAGACCCAAUAAUUACAGUUAAAACUAAUCCCCCUCCAUUUCCUUGCAGGUUGGAAAAAUCGAAGAAGCAGGACAAGGAGAAAGAGAUCCUGGAGGUGUUUCGCAAGGUAGAGAUCAAUAUCCCCCUACUAGACGCCAUCAAGCAAGUGCCGAAGUAUGCAAAAUUUCUGAGGGACCUAUGUGUCAAUCGAAGGAGGCUGAGGGGAGAUGAAAGAGUUAUUGUUGGGGAGAAUGUGUCAGCAGUUCUCCAAAGAAAGCUACCACCAAAGUGUGGGGAUCCAGGUAGGUUUACUGUCCCAUGCAAGAUAGGUAAUACUCUGAUUAGAAAUACCUUGCUGGAUUUAGGAGCAUCGAUCAACGUAAUGCCAAAAUCUAUGUAUGCUUCUCUGAAUCUCGGUCCAUUAAAAGAAACCGAGAUAAUAAUUCAAUUAGCUGACCGAACAAAUGCAUACCCUGAUGGGUUGGUCGAGGAUGUGCUGGUUAAAGUUAAUGAAUUGAUAUUCCCGGCUGACUUUUAUGUACUUGACAUGGAUGAUGAUCAUUCCCCUGACCCCUCACCUUUGCUACUAGGUAGACCCUUUUUUAGCACAGCACAGACAAAAAUUGACGUUAAUAAGGAAUUUUCUGAGUUUGCUUGUAGGGAUAAAUUCAAACUUACUGAGAACAAGUAUAAGGGGAUGAAAGCACUGUAUGAGGUGAAAAGGAGUAGAAAAUUAAGAAAGAAGGCUGCACUCAAAGGCUAUUUGGAUCCUGGGGGAGGGCCACCGAUUUCCAGGAAAAUUGAGUUACACCCAGAUUGA
Molecule: messenger RNA, 1731 nt
Organism: Coffea eugenioides
Lineage: Eukaryota; Viridiplantae; Streptophyta; Magnoliopsida; Gentianales; Rubiaceae
Exons: 6
Coding region: 1-1731 (576 amino acids)
Source: RefSeq, a predicted model, not a curated record